AUGGUGCUGAUGGCAGGGGUGGUACAAGUAGCAGAGGGAGCAGUGCCUACGAUCGAGAUGAAGCACAAUGGCGACAUUGGCGACAACUCGGCAGACAGCGACGGAGCCGAGAGCGAUGUGGUGUAUGGGUUUGGCUUCGGUGAUGGCGUCGACAACGAUGAUGACGUGAACAUGGGUGCCGAUGACAGCAGCAGGCGCGGAAGUGUGAGUCUGGCAGCAGCAGCAACAGCAGCAGACAAGAACACGAAGCCCCAUCAAGGCGGUCGAAGUGGUGCAUCUACACCCGUCUACACCAACAACAGCAACAUGACAGCCAGUGGUGGCGGUGGAAAACAGAAGCCGUGGGUGCGGCUGCCGCCCGACGUUGGCGUUGAUGUUGACCUUGGUAGCCGACCAGGCACACCAGAGCCGUCGCGUCGUCAUGGCAGCGGCGUUGGCGGUAUCAACAAGGCCCCGUAUGAGUAUGGCUUUGCCGGCUUUGAUGACAUCCAUUUGCCCGUCAUUCGUCGCAGUCCAGAAGCGCACGACACGGGGUCGCUUGUUGAACUGCCCGAGGACCGCGUUCGAAAUGCUCUUGAGAAGCAACCGAGCGAGCGAACAGACGAUGACGUCACCGCGCUGAUGCAAGAAAUGGCGCGCCUAUCCGCGUUUGCGUUUUUGCCGCAUUCUGCCCAGCGCGCGUUUUGCCAGCACCUCGGCUUCCGCGAGUACUGCGAGGACGGCGCUGUGGUGGUGAUGGGCGACGACGCGAGCGGGGCGUGGUGGGUGGUUCUGAGUGGCGCUGUGAUGGUGUGUCAGGGCGAGGAGGCAGCGAGACACGGCCUAGGACGCAUUGUUCGGGAGGGCCAGGCGUUUGGCGUGGACACGGGCACACCAGAGCGUGGGGAGCUGGUGGUGACGGGCACAGUCAACUGCCAGCUGAUCACGGUGACGGCGGACGUGUACAGUGCAGCCAUGGCCAAGGGCUCGCUCUCCACACGCGAGAUCACCUCCAAUGGACAGGUGGUGCUCGUCACGGAGCAACGCACGCGCACGCUGCGAGGGAAGGACAGCGGGAAGGGUGGUGCGAUGGGUCACGGGGGUUCACGCGCCAGGAAGGACAGCAGCGUGGAUGGCGGUGGCGACACGAGUGGGGACCACGAUGACGAGGCGAAGAACGUGCACGCGCGACGUGUGAAGUACAGUGUGAUCAUCAAAGGAGCACCAAAGCACUUGGUGGCGGUGCUGUUUGAACGGAAUGACCGCCACGGCAGACACCAGGAGCGCGAAUAUCGAGACAUCUUCCUUCUCACCUACCGCACUUUCGUCGAGGCCACCAGGCUGCUGAAUGCCGUGUCCAUGUCCUUGGAGGAUCCACGUGCCAGGAGUUACGCCAUCGCCGUCAUCACGGCAUGGGUUGAGCACUAUUUCAUUGACUUCCAAACGAGUGCACCGCUGUACCAGUUUCUGCUGGAUGUGGAGGUCAAGAUGCACACGUUGUUCCAUCAGGACCGCCACGCACGCGAUCUCGUUGAUGGCAUCGCUACAAUUCGGCGUGUUGUUGAAACACACGAGAAGCACAAGCACGUCAUCUUCCAGCUCCCAUCGAGUGUCGACGCGUCGCUGCUGCAGACGGCUCCACUCGCACACUCAUCGCUGAGCACCACAACGCCGCCCCACGCACACACCGCCAGCACUGAUGGGAAGAAGAAGCGCGGUGGGAAGGGGAAAGGUGGCAAGGGAGGCGGUCAAGGUAAAGGUGCGUUGAAGUCAACAGCGCAGACCGCAAAGACGCCACCACACAAGGGCGGUGGUACCAACACGUCAUCACCAUCAUCAUCGUCAUCAACAUCAUCGUCGCCAUCAUCAUCGCGCAGAAAGGGGAAGGUCGAUGCAAAGCACGUGCGGUUGUGGGAGGAAGCGUUUGGGUUGACCCUUCACGAAGGGAUGAACGUCACCAACACCAUUCUCAGCGAGUGCGGUGGUGGACACACGCCAGCGGUUGCGGAUGCAAGGCACGGCAGCAACACCACCCAGGGCACACGGUCCCUUGCGGUGUAUGUGUCGGCCGUUGCGAGCGGAAGUGUGGGCGAGUCUCUCGGGGUGACCGUUGGUGAUCGUGUUGAUGUCAUCGAACCGGAAGAACUGUCCGAAUCGCUGGCCACGUGCGACGAUGUUGUCAGCAGCCCCACCAUUGCGGAUAUGACACGCGUCCUGCUGACACACAAGAGCGUUCGCAUCGCCUUCAAGGCAGACAUUGUCGCGCUCACCAUCAACCAGAGCACAUUUGACCCUGUGAACCAUCAGGUGGUGCGCGUGUUCAAAUCGGACCUGUCCUCCCGCCUCGUCACGGUCACGCGCGACACAACGGCGCGCACGCUCCUGCGAGCUGUCCUACACCUGUGGUCCAUCCCCACCGUCGACCCGAGCGGGGGCAAGUGGGUGCUGUGUCGCAUCGUGUUCCAGCCGGAGGCGCCGCACGGCGUGUACAUUCACGCCAUUUCGCGAGCAGCAGUCGACCUGAGCGCACUGGAUGACGGAAGAUCACGACUCUAUGUCAUCAACAGCAGGAACUUGGAGUAUGUGCAGGAUGUCGCCGCACGGGUAGUGACGAAAGCGAUGGUGGUCGUGGGCGCGGUGUGA
Salpingoeca rosetta is the source of this 2622-nucleotide messenger RNA. RefSeq lists its product as uncharacterized. Bases 1 to 2622 code for a protein of 873 amino acids. The transcript has 11 exons. The record is from RefSeq and is a predicted model, not a curated record. NCBI's taxonomy places the organism in Eukaryota, Choanoflagellata, Craspedida, Salpingoecidae.